Messenger RNA from Caenorhabditis bovis, 441 nucleotides. The record is from the annotation of a GenBank genome assembly. Lineage: Eukaryota; Metazoa; Nematoda; Chromadorea; Rhabditida; Rhabditidae.
AUGCUUUCGAUCGCUAUACUCCUCGCCGUCCUCACCGCGUCGUCUAGCGGAUGCGGCGGAAAACCAGCGGAAAUUUCGUGCCCGUGCGCGCUGCCGGACACCGAUACCGUCCCGCAGUACUUCAUCGACAAAUUCGACGAGUUCAAACUUAUCGACAACCGCACACAAAAGCCGAUCACGCCGGGCGGCCAACUCUCCUUUUACGGAAAUUGUCGGUUAAAAAUGGACUGCUCGAAAAUUAAGCCCGGCUAUGCGCAAGGCGUCGCGAUGUUCACCGACGCGGUCGUCUUCCUCGAUUCGCUACCAAUUUGGUGUAAUCCCGAAACGAAAAAAUUGUCCACCACCGCAGCGAAAAUUAAUGAUUUAAUAGCACGAUACCCGCAUUACUCUGUCGAAGAUUUCGAUCAUGUGACUAAUAUCGGAUGUGUGUUCUCCAAGUGA